Orbilia oligospora ATCC 24927 is the source of this 1542-nucleotide messenger RNA. RefSeq lists its product as uncharacterized. The record is from RefSeq and is a predicted model, not a curated record. Lineage: Eukaryota; Fungi; Ascomycota; Orbiliomycetes; Orbiliales; Orbiliaceae. Gene Ontology annotation, biological process: mRNA splicing, via spliceosome. Bases 1 to 1542 code for a protein of 513 amino acids. Gene Ontology annotation, molecular function: U4 snRNA binding; protein binding; U6 snRNA binding. The transcript has 3 exons. Gene Ontology annotation, cellular component: U4/U6 x U5 tri-snRNP complex.
AUGCAUCCGUCCCGACGCGCCUACGUCGAAGAACAUAAAGAAGAUGAGGAUAUGGGCAUCUCCAUCGAUCAAGUCCCGACGGACCAUGACUACAUUCUCCCCUCGAUUUCCGGCAUUGCCCCAGAAAAAGCAUCCGCCAUAAUCCAACAAUUCGAUAAAAAGAAACGCGCUGCAGCGAUUACAGUACCAACAGAUGACAACCGUGUCAGAGCCAAACUCCGAGAACUCGGCGAACCGAUUACACUAUUCGGAGAAGAAAAGAGUGAUAGAAGAGAUCGAUUACGCGCCUUACUUGCUGCGCAAUUGGAAUCUGGUGACGGAUCCCGUGGGGUCGGUGGAGGAGUUGGUGGCGGCGAAGAUGUGGAUAUGGCUGAUGCUGAUGAGGAGGCUGGGGGAGAGGUCGAAGAAGAGUUUUAUACGGAGGGAAUACCGGAGUUACUUUCUGCUCGACAGCAUAUCGCACAAUUUUCGCUAGAGAGGGCGAGGGAUAGGUGUGAAUUGCAACAGUCAGAGAGUACGGUUCAAUUGAAGGAACAUAUAAAACACAGGAAAGGGUUGAAGGAUCGGUUGACGGGGUAUAACCUUUUCGGAACACAGUUGGCUGGCGACCGACCCGUAGCCAUUGCGAGAUUUUCGAAUGAUUCGAAAACUAUAGCUGCAGGAAACUGGGAUGGUGGAAUCAGAUUGCUUUCGGUGCCGAAUAUGGAUAUCGUACGGACGCUGAGAGGCCAUACGGACCGAGUUGGUGGGAUAUCUUGGUCUCCAAUGUCUGGGUUGUCGGAAGAAGCCGCGAGCUUGGUAUCUGGUGGUGCAGAGGGGGAUAUUCAUCUGUGGAAUAUGAAGCAGGAUACACCGGUCGCAAGUUUACUAGGGCAUGGCGGACGGGUGUGUAGAGUUGAAUACCACCCGUCAGGGAGAUACAUAGGGUCUGCGUCGUACGAUACGACGUGGAGGCUGUGGGAUGUGGAAACUACGAGCGAAUUGUUGAUACAAGAGGGACAUUCGAGAGAGGUAUUUGCGAUCUCGUUUCAACAUGAUGGAGCCUUAGUUGCUACUGCGGGGCUGGAUGCUAUUGGAAGAGUGUGGGAUUUACGAACGGGAAGAACUAUUAUGAUUUUGGACGGGCACAUUAAAGAGAUACAUGGAUUGGCAUUUUCACCGAAUGGGUACCAAAUUGUUAGCGCGUCCGGGGAUCAUACAGCCAAAGUCUGGGACGUGAGGAAGGUUAAGUGCAUUUCCUCCAUCGGAGCCCAUGCCUCAUUGGUUAGUGAUGUGCGGUUUUUUGACGGAGGGGUUGAUACUGGAAGAGUUCUAGAUGAUGGAGAGAUUGAAAUGGGAGAUCGGGGUAAAUAUCUUGUUACGGGAGGCUUUGAUAAGAUGGUUAAUAUCUACAGCGCAGAUGAUUGGGCGCUAGUGAAGAGUUUACCGGGACAUUCGGGGAACGUACUAAGUGUGGAUGUUUCGAAGGAUGGGAAGUUCAUACUGAGCAGCGGGCACGAUCGGACGUGCAAGUUGUGGUCGAGGGAUGAUAUCGAGUUUUAG